Messenger RNA from Callorhinchus milii (elephant shark), 617 nucleotides. RefSeq names its product NADH:ubiquinone oxidoreductase subunit C2 (gene ndufc2). Gene Ontology annotation, biological process: mitochondrial electron transport, NADH to ubiquinone. Gene Ontology annotation, cellular component: mitochondrial inner membrane. The record is from RefSeq and is marked provisional. NCBI's taxonomy places the organism in Eukaryota, Metazoa, Chordata, Chondrichthyes, Chimaeriformes, Callorhinchidae.
GAGUCGCUCCACCCGGCGGAGUGGAGCCGGGGCACGUGUCCCUGCGCGCUGUGCCCUCGCUGUGUGGUCCCCCCCUCUCCCACACACACCCCCCACUUCCGGAGUAGAGGCGGCGGCCGAGAUGCAGUUGGUGCUGCCGCCCGAGGCCCGGGGCCUCCCGCCUCCCGCCAUCGUCAACAGGAACACGGUGUGGCUCGGCCUCCUGGGCUGGACCUCGUCCCUCCUCCACAACGCCCUGAACCACCGGCCGCCCCUCAAGGCGGGUAUCCAUCGACAGAUACUUUUCACGAGCGUUGCCUGGUAUAUUGGCUACUACCUCACCAAGUUGGAAAACUACAAGAAAGCUAAAGUAGAGCAUGAAAUGUUUGAAUACAUAAGACUCCAUCCAGAGGACUUUCCUGAAAAAGAGAAAAAGAAGUACGCUGAAAUCCUGGAGGAUUUUGUUCCAAUUCGCUAAAAUCACCUGGCAACGACUUUCUGUUGGCAAUGUUUGGUUCUUGUUAUAACCAUACACCAGUCUGAGCGCUUGUCAGGCUCGGUAUAAACCAUGUUAAUCUGUGUAUGCUCAGUGUUUCUCAUAGAUUUAUGUAAAUGGAUUUGCUGUAAUAAAUUAUAUG